Molecule: messenger RNA, 1815 nt
Organism: Symbiodinium natans
Lineage: Eukaryota; Dinophyceae; Suessiales; Symbiodiniaceae
Source: the annotation of a GenBank genome assembly
AUGUUGUGGCAAAUUUAUAAAGCCGAGGCGAAUGCACUGACCCACCAUGCACACCAUGAGCAGGAUCCGUGGCAGCGGCAGCAGCAUCUUUCCGAGGCGCUGGGCAUGUACCGCAGAGCUGAUGACCUGCUGAAGGGCCGCCUUGAGGCAUGCAGAGAAAAAGGAUUGGCGCUGCAGUGCCGCCUCAAUGCAGCGUGCCUUGCUUUGCAGGUUUCAGCGCUUUCGCAGCAAUCGGGAGAGCGGCAGCAGGCAGAAGCGGUUGCACACCGCUUCGCAAAUGCAGCCUUGGAGCUUGAUCCAGAAAACCCUCAUGCCUUGCUGGUCCUCGCACGCCUGGCAGCUGGCAGCCGGAAGUCUUUGGCAGAGCAGUAUCUGCGAAAGGCUCGGAUGUGGGCUCAGAAGCGAAAAGAUGAGGAUGCAGCUGCACAAGCGACGGAGUUGGAAAGGAGCUUGCAGACAGAAGCGCAGUUGCAGGUUGGUUCGCCAUUGGUUUGGGUGCAGAAGGGCACAGAACUCUUCAAGCGAGGCGAAAUACCGGAGGCUGAGCGCCUCUUGAAGGAGGCGGUUGACUACAUGGACCAGCAGGCACAUGGUGGUCCAAUAGAAGCACUGUCCGAACGACCCUCGCGUGCACUGGCGUUCGAUGCGUUGGAGGCGUUGGCCGAGUGUCUGGCGGCCAGGAAAGACUUCGAGGGCUCCCUCGAGUGCGGACAGCGAGCUGCUGGUCUGCUUGAAGUGGGAGCUUCACAGGUGCCAUUCGUGGAGCCCGAGCGCAGCAGGCGAGAGGGAUUGCUCUUUUUGUCCUUGGGGCAUGCUGCGGAAGCUGCCAGCAGCAAGGAGGCGCUCUCCUUCUUUCGCCGAGCAGCGCAAGCCUUCCAGAGGUCCGAUUCGAGGCCGGCACUUGAAGGGACAGCCUUGCUCGAGUUUGGCCUUCGCUUGGUCCAGGAGGUCGAUGCUGGAGAUCAACAUUCUGCUGACUUAGCCAUGCCAACUCUCGAGCGUGCCCUCGAGAAGCUGAAGCUUGCACAUGGGCAGAUGCUGAAGGGCACAUCAGCUGACAAUGCGGGUUCUCAGAAGCAGCAUGGCAUGGCUUCUGAGCGACUUCUAAGGAGACAGCUUCAGUGCCAGGUGGCUUUGUGCUCGCUUCACUUGUCGAUGGGAGAUUCCACAGCUGCGGAGGAGGUGCUGAGUGCCUCUCGACAUCUUCUUGAAGUUGAGUAUGAUGGCCCAUCGCGGUUGGAGUGGGCCAGCUUGUGCGGCAAGUGGGCCUUCGCUGCAGCAAAGGUGGGGCGACUGCAAGAGGCCGAAGACGCCUUGCGGACGAAAUGGAAGCUAGCAGGUGGCAAAGAUCCUGAGUGGGGCCAAGACGGUCCCGACAUGCAGCUUCCGGAAGGCUCAUGUCCCCAUCCAGACGGCCUACGUUUGCAGCAAGAGGCGCUGCAGAGCCUCGCACUGGUGCGGCAGAAGGUUCAAGAUGCAGUGGGUGUGGAGGAUGCUAUGUCCCGCCUUAGCCGGGCAACACCAGAAACCAGCAGGGGUGAAGUUCAGAAAGAGAUGCAGCAUCACCUGCAGCGGCUUGCUGUGGAUCCGCAAAGUCGAGACGCAGCAUCAGCUCCUCACUUGAAGGCUGGAAUGUCUUCCAGCAGAAGCGGCUUGCAAGUUUCCCUUUUGCAAGGGGGUGCUUGCUUGGCAGCGUUGGCAGCUCUUGUAGCCGGCCUUUCUGUUGCCCAAAUAGAGACGAUGAACAGCAUCGUCUGGCCUUUUCACAUACAUUCUUUUCAGACUCUACAGAAUUGGAGCCUUGCCUUCAAGUAG